Messenger RNA from Wyeomyia smithii (pitcher-plant mosquito), 3179 nucleotides. RefSeq names its product glucose-6-phosphate 1-dehydrogenase (gene Zw). Gene Ontology annotation, cellular component: cytosol. Gene Ontology annotation, molecular function: glucose-6-phosphate dehydrogenase activity; NADP binding. NCBI's taxonomy places the organism in Eukaryota, Metazoa, Arthropoda, Insecta, Diptera, Culicidae. Gene Ontology annotation, biological process: glucose metabolic process; pentose-phosphate shunt, oxidative branch. The transcript has 7 exons. The coding region runs from base 285 to 1892 and encodes 535 amino acids. The record is from RefSeq and is a predicted model, not a curated record.
CGCCGUCAGUCAGUCCGAUCGUAAAGGUUGAGCAAGUUGUGCGCGUUACUCUGCUUUCCCGAGAGGGUGUCUGCGAAUUACACUCCCAAUCGCUUUAUAUGGUUGUUGCCUAAAUCGGACAUUGCUUUCGAUUUUCUUUGGCUGUUGAGUUACGGGUUUUUGAACCGAAUUGUGCGUUUUACUUCCAAUCAAGUGUGUCGUUGGAAACUCGACUGUGUUUCGCGUGUGACGUUUCUUAUCGUGUGUUUAUUAUCGGACGCGACAACUCGUUACGUAGUGGCAAGAUGGCAAAUUCAGCAAACCGAAACGGAGGCGGUCUCCCCAACGGCAGUGGUCCUCACGAAACUUUGGACGGCGAGGAAGCAUUGGCCAUUAUCCGACGGAACUUGAAAUCGAGCGCCAUGGAUGACGAGGGAACGCAUUUCGAUUCCAACAUUCCGCAUGUCUUUGUCGUGCUUGGGGCAUCUGGUGACUUGGCAAAAAAGAAAAUCUACCCAACCUUGUGGUGGUUGUACCGGGACAAUUUGCUGCCAACGGUGACCAAAUUCGUGGGCUACGCUCGCAGUAAACUGUCGGUGGUAGAGUUAAAGGAGAAAUGUCGGAUCUAUAUGAAGGUUGAACCGGAUCAGCAGGAAAGAUUCGAGCAGUUUUGGGCGUUGAAUUUCUACGUCGCCGGCAACUACGACAGUCGGCGUGAUUUCGAGCUGCUCAAUCAGGAGCUGUGCAAAUUUGAGGUUGGUAAGACGGCCAAUCGGCUGUUCUAUCUGGCGUUGCCCCCGUCAGUCUUUGAAUCCGUUACUGUUCACAUCAGGAACACUUGUAUGGGACUGAAGGGUUGGAAUCGAAUCAUCGUGGAGAAACCCUUCGGUCGCGAUGCGGAUAGCUCAAACGCACUUAGUUCACAUUUGUCAAAAUUAUUCACCGAAGAUCAACUGUACCGAAUCGAUCACUAUUUGGGAAAGGAGAUGGUUCAGAACCUGAUGACGAUUCGGUUUGGUAACCAGAUAUUCAGCCCAACUUGGAAUCGAAAUAACGUGGCGUCGGUGCUGAUUUCGUUCAAAGAGCCAUUCGGCACCCAAGGACGAGGUGGAUAUUUUGAUGAUUUUGGAAUCAUUCGAGAUGUCAUGCAGAAUCAUCUGUUGCAGAUUUUAUCGCUGGUUGCCAUGGAGAAACCUGCCACUUGUCAUCCGGAUGACAUUCGUAACGAAAAGGUGAAAGUGCUGAAGAGCAUGGAAUCGCUUACUAUCGAUGACGUUGUACUAGGACAAUAUAUAGCCAAUCCGAACGGUAAAGAUGACGAUUCCCGAAUGGGCUAUCUAGAUGACCCGACUGUUCCUAACGAUUCAGUAACCCCAACAUUUGCGCUUGCUGUACUUAAAAUUACCAACGAACGCUGGGACGGCGUCCCAUUCAUCCUAAGAUGUGGAAAAGCCUUAAAUGAGCGAAAGGCUGAAGUUCGCAUUCAGUAUCAGGAUGUUCCUGGAGAUAUUUUUGAUGGAAAACCUAAACGUAAUGAGUUGGUGAUUCGUGUUCAGCCAGGCGAAGCAUUGUACGUGAAGAUGAUGACCAAAUCGCCCGGUAUCACCUUCGACAUGGAAGAAACCGAGUUGGAUCUUACGUACAACCAUCGUUAUCAGGAUGUUAAGCUACCUGACGCCUACGAACGGUUGAUUUUGGAUGUUUUCUGUGGAUCCCAGAUGCACUUUGUGCGAUCGGAUGAACUCGGCGAAGCCUGGCGAAUUUUCACCCCUCUAUUGCACUACAUCGAACGGGAACGUCCGGAACCGAUCAAGUACGUACAUGGAUCACGCGGUCCCAAGGAAGCCGAUCGCAAAUGUGACGAGAAUAACUUCAAGUACUACGGAUCGUACAAGUGGCACCGAAAGCACUGAACACGAACGGAUAUGGCUUAACCUAUGGUUGCCGUUUUACCUUUGUUGCCGUUGAAACUCAUUUAUUAUUUAUUAAACUCAUUUGAUCUUUCAUCCGCUGUAUACAAAAGCAAACGCUCAGUACUCCCUUGACGGGAUCUACGCAAACACCGAAGGGUUUCAUUUUGGACUUUCACCUCAUUUAAUGUUAUGAUUUCGAUCGGAGGCAUUUUGAAAAUGUUUAGUUUUGUUUAACAAAAAAAAGUUCCCUAAUAAAACAUUCCUGAACGAUUUUUUGAGAGAAAAAAAAAACUGGAAUCUGCGAUUGUAUAGUUUGGGAAAACGCUUUCUUGUUGUGCAAUCUGCUUGCCGCGUUCGCCGAAUACAUGUGACGGGAUGUCACGCAUGCGUUGUACUAAGGUCAGCAGCACCUUAUUGUUUGGGUUCAGGUUAGUCUGCAAACAUCAAUUGCUGCUGUCAAUGAGCGCCGUGUGCAGCAUCCGGUUAGCAUCCUCCUCUGCUCAAUCGAUAAACAGAUUUCGCAAGUUUAAGUUUGCUCUAGCAAUUGUGUCACAUUAGGCAGAUUCUUCACCCUGAUGCCUCCGACAAUUCAUCGGAUAGCUGCAAUACUAGCACUCUUUAGUUCUACGUUUAUCGGUGGUGAUGCCGCCUUAGUGGAAAUCCCGCAGCAGGCUUUUCGCAUCACUCCUAACGAUGUGGAAGCCCGUAUCGGCGAGGAAGUAGUACUGCGCUGUGAGGUGGAGCACCUCGCCGGACAGGUCCAGUGGGUGAAGGAUGGAUUCGCGCUGGGAUUCAGUAACGCAAUUGUUGGCUUUCCUCGGUUUUCACUGAAUCAAAACCAUAGCGAUGGCGUUUACAACCUUCGCAUCACCAACGCAACCCUGGACGAUGCUGCCAACUACCAGUGCCAGGUUGGUCCUGCGAAGCAUAAUCGCCCAAUCAGGGCAGCAGCGAAACUGACCGUCCUCGGUUCGAUGAAGAAUCGCCGUGGAAUGCAUCAUCGAAAUUGAACUAUUUAAUUAUCCGUCCAUCCGAAGGUCCUGGUCCUACUGUCAUGCAAAUGAUCAACCAAGUCAACAGCUCGAAAAAAUAUCCAGGAUUCCUUCUUUUGAAACGUGACCAACCGUAGGACUUGAAUUUAAUAUAACUGAAAGCUUUGAAUUACUUACAUAUCAACAUAUCAUGUCGUCCAACCAGUGAAAAGUUCACGCGCGUAUUUAUAUUGCAAAUAAAAAUUUAAUUGCAUUUUUUUGGUUAUCAACAGUCCGAUAAUCGGAUGCAUAAAAA